AUGAAUGAUAAAGAAUGUUUAAAACUGUUGAAGCAUUACACUAAAGAUGAAAACGCUGAUGAUCAAAUGUUGAAUGAAGUAUCGCACGCAUUAGAUCGUCAACCGCUGGCUUUGGUUGCUGCUGGUUAUUAUGUCAAUCAAUCUUUAAACAAUCUUGGUAUUGUACUUGGAAAAACUGGAAACUACGACAAAGCUGUACAGUCUUUAAACAAUCUUGGUUUGGUGUUUAAUAAAACUGGAAACUAUGACAAAGCUAUACAAUUUUACGAGAAAGCUUGGGAAAUUCAAAAACAAUCGUUAGGUCCAAAUCAUGUUAAUGUUGCUAGGUCUUUAAACAAUCUUGGUGCUGUGUUUUUUAAAACUGGAAAUUACGAAAAAGCUAUAGAGUUUUAUGAAAAAGCCCUGGAAAUUCGAGAACAAUUGCUAGGUCCAAGUCAUGUUGAUUUUGCUCAGUCUUUAAACAAUCUAGGUUGGGUGUAUUACAAAACAGGAAUUUACGAAAAAGCUAUAGAGUUUCACGAAAAAGCUCUGGAAAUUCGAAAACAAUCGUUAGGUCAAAAUCAUGUUGAUGUUGCUCAGUCUUUAAACAAUCUUGGUUUGGUGUUUAAUAAAACUGGAAACUUUGACAAAGCCAUAGAGUUUCACAACAAAGCUCUAGAAAUAAAAAAACAAUCGUUAGGUCCAAAUGAUGUUCAUGUUGCUGCGUCUUUAAACAAUCUCGGAACUGUGCUUAAAAAAACUGGAAACUACGAGGAAGCUAAAGAGGUUCACAAAAAAGCUCUAAAAAUUCGAAAACAAUCGUUUGGUGUAUUAUGA
This is a messenger RNA of Xenia sp. Carnegie-2017, 816 nucleotides long. Its product is annotated as kinesin light chain 3-like. NCBI's taxonomy places the organism in Eukaryota, Metazoa, Cnidaria, Anthozoa, Malacalcyonacea, Xeniidae. The transcript has 4 exons. Gene Ontology annotation, cellular component: kinesin complex. The record is from RefSeq and is a predicted model, not a curated record. Gene Ontology annotation, molecular function: protein binding. The coding region runs from base 1 to 816 and encodes 271 amino acids.